AUGAUUUGGGCGCAGACAUCCUGGUGGCUGAGCGUGUGGCUGCUGGCAUGGUGGCUGCCCGCUGUUUCUGGGACAUGCCCGCUCACAGGUCCACGAGCCUCUCCAACAAACAUCAUGCCGCCAAAUGCAGAUCCCGAAAGUGGCUCGGUGCUCAUGCGAUACAAUGCAUGGAAUGCCAGCAACCUGUCCAUUGAGAUGGCUUCGGACCUUGAAGAAGCCUCGGGCUACUUGAGCUUGGUCUUCGACGGCCCCGAGGGUGGCGGCUCCUUGCAGGCUGGGGAGAGCUUUUCGGACAUGGACGAGUACGUCCUCCGCCGGAUUCGCAUCUCCAUGCCGAGUGAGCACACCUUGCUCCAUCGGCACUUGCCUUUGGAGGUGCAGCUAUGGCAUGAGUCAGCAGUGCAUCGGGAUAUCAGCAGACUCAUCACGGAGCGUGCCAGGGUGCAGCAGAUGUUGCACAGGUUUCAUGGUCUCAUACAGGACUGGCAGUUUCAGCUCAAGAGGCUCGAGGAUCCUUCUGCCAGGAAUGUGUCCUUUCCGAACUUGCAAACGGAGAGGGACUGGGCCGAAGCCGUGCGCAGCGACAGCAUCCACGAUGGCGAGUCCUUGAUGGAACAUGCCGGCCAGUUGCGGCAUCAGAUUGCCCGAAUCGAUGAAGAAGUUGAGGUGUUGAACGAAAGGUUGCAGCGACCGCAGUCCGCUCGCAUGGUCGCACUUUCGCUUCUCUACACCGCACCCCAGGAUGCUGUGCUGGCCGCUUCGGGCCACUUCCUACGCUGGCUGGCAGGGACCAUCAAGCGCAAGCAGGAGCGCCCGAAGCCAGAAACGGAAGACCAGGCGGCACUGCAGGCUGAAGUGCAACAACUCCAACACCGCCUCGACGAAAUGCAGGGUCAGAAGGACGAGUUUGAGGGCACUCCCGAGCGACAGCUGCAGAGCGGCCCGGAAGGCCAGCAGGAAACUCCCGAGGUCUUUCACUUCGAGGAGUUCCACUCCUUCGGCAAGGACGCCGUUCGGGAUUUGCCUCUCACGGCCUUGGCCUAUGAAGGGAGCUUCACGAAGCCGCCCUGCACGCCGGUGGUGAGGUGGUAUCUCGUGAGCGAGCCACAGGCAGCCACAGCCCAGGAUGUGCUGAGCUUGGCUGCAACAGUGUUGGGGUCCGGUGAGAGCCCCAUGUGCCACCGGGUCCAGGGGUUGGAGGUUUGCAACCAGGGCAUCAGCCCCUCCGACGGCGUGUGGUGGAAUGGUCCCAUCAAGGAGGUCCCGGAGUCUCAGAAGAAGUUCCCCAACGCGUUCAUGAACACCGUCUCCCUGGGCUUCGGCUCCUUCCACAAGCCCCAAGAGACACACCUCAGCUCUCAGCUGGUCUCGCGGCUCCCGUGGGUGUAUGUUCAAGCCUGCUGCGCCGUGCUCCUGCUGUGCUCGAUUGCAAUGCUUGGAGUUAAGGUCGAGUUCUGCUAUGGCAACCAGGAUUUCGUCGUCACCUACAACCAGGAUGUGCAGCAGACGGUGGGCCUGAUGACAGCCUCCUUCGCAGGCCGAUAUGAAGAUGGCUUGUCCUUGAGCGAGAGAGCCGUGUUGCAGCAGACCGUGCCCAGCGGAGUGGGCGACGAUGGGAACACGUCGAACAUGUACCAUGGCAGCCUCAUUCAUUUCUCGGACGGACCCUUAUCCUUUGCAAAAGACUCGGUUGCCUCGAUGGCGGUCGUGGCCGAGGAGCUCCCGUCUUGCCUGGACGCGGAUAACUGGCUGCGCGCCUUUGGCCCCGUCUUCGCAAAGUCGCAGCUCUCACGCUUCCACUCCGCGGCGGUGCUGAUGGGAAGAGACAACGCCACCUCCUGUGCAGAGCUGGCGGACAAGUGCGAGGACUGGGACUCUCGCCUCCUACGCGGCGUCUGCGGAAGGACCUGUGGCUGCCACCUGCCAAGCGCCAUGACCUGGUUCAAGGUUCCGGAGCAGGGAUGCCCGACCAUGUGCCGCGGAGAGGCCACAGCGCUUGCCAAGGAGAUCCCGUGCGAGGAUGCCCCCAUCACGGACGAAUGGCAAUCUUUCUGGGACAAGUACCCAGACAUCAUGUCCAGACAUCUGGGCGUGAACCUUUCGUCUCCACAAGCACCUGCCGGCGCCCGCAUGUUGCGGGUCUUCGUCGAUUUCAUGAAGGCCACCGGAUGCCCGGGCUUGCUCUCAGCGCCCGACGAGAUCAUCACCAGGACCACGUGGUGCACAGGGAACCAGUAUGUUGCCCCCUUGGCCCACAUCUGCCCUGUUUCCUGUGGCUGUCGGGUGGAUAAUCCACCUGCACACUGCCCACAGAGCUGCAAGGCGUGUGGGGACACCGCGAACUUCCCCUCGGGCUCUGGCAUCGACAGCUGUCUUCAGGCCAAGGCCUUUGGCAUCUGUGGCAUUCCAGACCAUGCAGUCGAGCUCUGUGCUGGCACUUGCGGACUCUGCAGUGGCAACGCGAGCGUGAGCUCGGUUUGCCCGGAUGGCCCUUUGCCCCCCUUCUACGGCCUCGGAAGCUGCGCAGACAUCAAGGCUGCAGGUUGGUGUCCCCUGCUGGAGUUCCUGGGCUCCUCCGUGCGCUUGAUCUGUGGGCGGUCGUGCGGCGCCUGCACCUGA
This is a messenger RNA of Symbiodinium natans, 2619 nucleotides long. NCBI's taxonomy places the organism in Eukaryota, Dinophyceae, Suessiales, Symbiodiniaceae. The record is from the annotation of a GenBank genome assembly.